AUGGAUGAAUUUCGAGAUUCUCAAAAAGAAAGAAUUAAAGAGGCAUUAGAUAUGUGUGAGCUUACGACCGGUAGGGGCUUGAAUGAAGAACUUGGUCUUUCAAGAGCUUGUGAUACUCGUUGGGGAUCUCAUUAUAAAUCUUUUAACAAUUUUAUUCUUAUGUUUGGUUCUAUUGUUAAUGUUCUUCAAUCACUUGUUCAUGAUGCACGAUUAAUGGAUGAAAGAGCCAAGCAUGACAUUUUGGUACCUAACUUUAAGGAGCCAUAUGUUAGCUCUUUAAGAUCACGACGAAGACUUGGUGACAAUACUGUCUCACAUCAUUAUCGUGUUGAAGUGUUCUGCAAUAUUAUUGAUUGUUUCCACAUUAGAAAGAUAAUGAAAAAGGUUGUGUUAUAUCCAGAUGACUUUGAUGAGUUCAACAUAAGUGUUUUUGAGAAUCAACUUGCAAGUUACAUUAUUGAUGUUCGUGAUGUCGAUGAAAGUUUCUUCGGUCUAAAAGGGCUUUGUGCUCUUCCGAAAAGAUUAGUUCAGACAAAGAAGCAUUCAAAUUAUCCUUUUGUAUUCCGCUUAGUGAAACUUGGUUUGCUUCUGCCAGUUGCCACUGCAUCCGUUGAAAGAGCUUUUUCGACAAUGAAGUUUAUCAAGAAUGACUUGUGGAGUCAAAUAAGUGAUGAUAUUUUUAGCGGUUGUUUGGUGCCUUAUCUAGAAAAAGAUGUAUUUGAUAAUAUUUCUAAUGAUGCUAGUAUUAAGACAUUUCAAGAAAUGAAACCUCGUAGAGUACAAUUGUAA
Lycium ferocissimum is the source of this 789-nucleotide messenger RNA. RefSeq lists its product as uncharacterized. Gene Ontology annotation, molecular function: protein dimerization activity. The record is from RefSeq and is a predicted model, not a curated record. The transcript has 3 exons. The coding region runs from base 1 to 789 and encodes 262 amino acids. NCBI's taxonomy places the organism in Eukaryota, Viridiplantae, Streptophyta, Magnoliopsida, Solanales, Solanaceae.